AUGCGCCGGUGUACUGGUCUCCCAGCAGGCCUGAAGAACCCGCAUUAUGUUGCGACACCUAGCGGCAAAGCGCAUUUGAAGAGCAAUGCUUACUGUCAGCCCCAAAGCAUUGGCCCAGAGAGGUUAGUUCAAAAUUAUUGCCUUCACAAUUGCUUCGGGUCUUUCCCUAAGACAAUGACAGGGACGUUCUUUCCCUGUUUUCUCGCCGGCAUUCGUACCUCGGUCCGCGUCGACGUCCGUUUACCACUACCACUCGAGAAUUGUGUCCAAAUGCGCAGCGAAGCUUUUCAAAUACCGCAAGGUACCGAAUACGGCUGGUGGAUGAUGAAGAAGAAGAAGAAGGGAUGGACGCGCUUCGUGGCCGGUCACGGAACCUCGGUCGCCCGGUUCGCGCACAUCUCUCGUCAGAGGGCUCCCCAAAAGACAUGA
Penicillium chermesinum is the source of this 429-nucleotide messenger RNA. RefSeq lists its product as uncharacterized. NCBI's taxonomy places the organism in Eukaryota, Fungi, Ascomycota, Eurotiomycetes, Eurotiales, Aspergillaceae. The record is from RefSeq and is a predicted model, not a curated record. Bases 1 to 429 code for a protein of 142 amino acids. The transcript has a single exon.